AUGUCGACCGAUUCUCCAAAUCCAGAUCUCCCAAAAGAUGAAGGGGUCUCUGUCGAUGCCGACAAGACUGAAGGCACCACCACUCGCCGGGCGUCGACAACGAGACGGUCGCGUCGCAAGAAGGAUGAGGAUGACAAUGCCAAUAAUGCCAGCAAUGCCAAACCGAAGAAAGAAGUCAAGGAGAAGCAGACCCGGGCGCCUCGUCGUCCUCGGGAGAAAUCCAAUGCCACUCCGGCCUCUCGCAAAAAGGCCAAGUUAGAACAAGCUGAAGACACGGGCGCCCCAGCCGGAGAUGCAGCACCCGCAACGCCCGCGACGCCGACGCCUGCGACGCCUGCCACUCCCCGCCCCAUUCAAUCAACGCCUACGCCCCAGCCGGCUCCAGCUCCCUCUUAUUCCUUCCCACCACAAGCCGCUGCCGUCGCACCAGCACCCAGCUACCCUCCUUCCCAACCAUACCCACCCCGGCCACAGUCGCAACCUCCACCUCCCCAGGCCCAACCACCAUCGCAACGGACUAGUGGUCAAAAUUUCGAUCCUAUUCGGUCUGCAUUUGACAACCCAUCGCCUGCGCCAGCCUAUAGUCCGCCGGGCCACACCCUGUCGCCGCCAAAUUACCGCGCCAGCGCAUCUCCCGCAAUUUCUAGUAUUAUCGACCCGCCCAUCCAACAGAACCGCGUUUACACCCCUGCUCUCCCUCGCUCGUCCUCUGGCUAUGCCUCGAAUGUAUCGUCUCCAGUGCCACCGCCUAUGCUACCGAUGUCUUCACAUCCCUCAUUGGCUCCAUCGCCGGUCCCCGCAUCGUCCCCGUCACAUGGUGCAAUUCACGCGCCGCAGCCACAACAACCUCCCAACCUAUACAUGCCCUACAUGAGCUCGGAGCGGCCUGCCUAUACACAACCGCCUAAGUUGGAGCCAUCUUCACCGGUUCUGAAGCAACAACAGCAGCAACCAUCAGCUUCGCAACCGCCUCCAACGCGGCAGCCUGAAGCUCAAGUUCCAGCAUCCACGCCCAAGCAGCCCCAACAGCCCCACGAUGCGAUGGAAAUUGACCCUAAAGAGCCGCCAUCGACCACUGGAAAGAAGGACAAGGCGCCUGCUUCAACGCCGUCAUCGAAGGCUGUCUCCCCAAAACCUGCCCGUGCAGCGAAGGAAGCCCCAAAACUUCCUCAGGGCUCUGGUCUAAUUCAAAAUGCCCUUUUCGGCGUUGGAGGCGACGACGCUACCUCGUCUGACACCCGCGAUGCACCUAACAUAGUUGUUCACAUUCCCCUAUCCAAGGGCAACCACAUUAUAAACUUUGCCCAACUGGCAGAAGAGCAAUAUGGCUUUGCCGCUUUGCACCCUCGACUAGCCGCUCACAAAGAGCGCCUUGCGCGUGUAGCGGCUGCUGGCGCAGCUUUAGAGAAGAAUGACAAAGGGCCGAAGGGUAUAUCAGCUGGUGAAAGCGCCGAGGAAGACCUCAGUGUAGACAAUGACCGUGACAGCGACGUCGACGGUGAUGUUUCCAUGAUCGGUGCCACAAACGGUACCAAUGGGGCUCCGUCUGAGGGGAGUGAUGUGAAGAAGAAGCGAAGGAAGAAGGUGGAAGAGUACGAUCGAGACGACCCUUUUGUCGACGAUAGUGAAUUGGCAUGGCAGGAACAGGCUGCCGCCAGUAAAGACGGGUUCUUUGUUUUCAGUGGACCGCUAGUUUCCGAGGGUGAGAAGGUCCAGGUUGAACGUGCCGAUGGAACUAUCAAGCGCGGCCGAGGCCGAGGUCGUGGAACAGGCCGUGGACGCUCGCUGGCAUCGCAUCCGCAUGUCCCUAUCGCUGCGGCUGUGCCUAUCUCCCAAGAUACAGGUCUCCCACUGCGUGGGCCAGGCUCGAGAGGCGGAACCUCGCGUCGGGCUCGCACGACCAAAAAGGCAGAUCAAGGCGAGAAGCAUGGUACCACCUCGUCCCCGUCCCACGAUAGUCCCCGCGGCCGUGGCGGUGGUCCUGGAAGCCGAGGCGGCGGUGCUGGCAGUACUCGUGGUGCGAAGGCCGCCAACAGUUCCUCCAUGCCCAUGGUUGACCUGGCCCCGGCACCACCUUCGCAUUCUCAGCCUCCAUUAACCCCAGCUCCGGGCCCGAGUCCCCUGGCUGGGCCGGAGUUGGCGAUGAAAUAG
This is a messenger RNA of Penicillium chermesinum, 2151 nucleotides long. RefSeq lists its product as uncharacterized. The coding region runs from base 1 to 2151 and encodes 716 amino acids. Lineage: Eukaryota; Fungi; Ascomycota; Eurotiomycetes; Eurotiales; Aspergillaceae. The transcript has 3 exons. The record is from RefSeq and is a predicted model, not a curated record.